GAAAACCUUCUCUUUUAAGCUUUUUUACUGAAAGACUUAUUAAUGGAUAUAGACCUACUAUCAUGCUUGAAAGCAGAACACUUGUAGUCAAUGUUUUAGGUACGUUGUUCUCUUCUGCAAUUGAAUCUAAAUGUGAUGGAUGCUUUAG
Dentiscutata erythropus is the source of this 148-nucleotide messenger RNA. Lineage: Eukaryota; Fungi; Glomeromycota; Glomeromycetes; Diversisporales; Gigasporaceae. The record is from the annotation of a GenBank genome assembly.